This is a messenger RNA of Miscanthus lutarioriparius, 1128 nucleotides long. NCBI's taxonomy places the organism in Eukaryota, Viridiplantae, Streptophyta, Magnoliopsida, Poales, Poaceae. The record is from the annotation of a GenBank genome assembly.
AUGUCGCCGUCACCGGCGAGAGCCGGCGGCGCACCGGAGGAUCAGGCGGAGGCCGACGUGGAGCAGACUGGGAGAGGCACGUGGCGGCACGCGGCCUUCCACGUGGCGACGACGAUCGCCACGCCGGCGGCCUACGCCCCCUUGCCCUUUACUGUUGCCUCCCUUGGCUGGCCUCUUGGUGUCUGCAGCUUGGUUAUUGGGACACUAGUUACAUGGUGUUCGAGCUUGGUUGUGGCCUCUCUAUGGCGGUGGAAUGGGGAGAAACACACCAACUACCGGCUCCUGGCAGAGAGCAUCUUUGGUCCUUGGGGCUACUGGUAUGUCUCGUUCUUCCAGCAGAACAAGAUGGGGGUGGAAUUGUCACUGAUGAAUAUGGUUACUGAGUUAAUUCAUGCAGGAUAUCGGAUCCAAAGAAAGGGAAUCAGUUACAGUCUACAAGGAAGCACCGCAACUAAGAUCUUCAGAGGUUUCAACGCAUUGGGCACAAUAGCCUUCUCCUUUGGCGACGCCAUGCUGCCAGAAAUUCAGAGCACCGUGCGAGAACCGGUGAGGGCAAACAUGUACAAAGGCGUCUCUUCAGCGUACAUGAUCAUCGUCGUGUCCUACUGGACCCUCGCAUUCAGUGGCUACUGGGCAUUUGGCUCUCAGGUCCAGCCCUACAUCCUGUCCUCCCUGACAGCUCCAAGAUGGGCAACUGUAAUGGCAAACCCGUUUGCAGUCAUUCAGAUAGCAGGUUGCUUCCAGAUAUACUGCAGGCCUACGUUUGCACACUUCGAAGAGUGGCUUCAGGCGAAGAACAUGAGCUGCAGAUCCUGCCUGUGCCGGCUGACAUACACGUCUGCAUACAUGGCCGUGAUUACGCUCGUCUCCGCUGCAAUGCCCUUCUUUGGGGACUUUGUAUCAGUCUGCGGAGCAGUUGGGUUCACCCCUUUGGACUUCGUGCUGCCUGCAUUAGCACUUCUCAAGACCAGGACGAUGCCUGAUAACCCAGGAUUGCAGUGUGCUGUGAAGAUGCUCAGCGCUGCUGCCGCAAUCUUGUUCUCGAUCAUAGGUGCCCUUGCAUGCAUCGGAGCAAUCAGAUCGAUCGCGCUCGAUGUCAAAACCUAUGAGUUCUUCCAUGAUAUGUGA